This is a messenger RNA of Colletotrichum costaricense, 2013 nucleotides long. RefSeq lists its product as uncharacterized. The transcript has 8 exons. NCBI's taxonomy places the organism in Eukaryota, Fungi, Ascomycota, Sordariomycetes, Glomerellales, Glomerellaceae. The record is from RefSeq and is a predicted model, not a curated record. Bases 1 to 2013 code for a protein of 670 amino acids.
AUGAAGAACCCGCCUUGUGAGUAUGGCGAAGAAGCCAUGGAGGAGUCCGACCUACCAUCCCUCUGGGAGACGAAGAACGACGCCGACAUUCUUCUUACAAUGGGUGCCAGCAAAUGGGAACUUCAUGACAAGGCGGUACGCGGAAAGAGCGGCUUGAUCGACCACAUCCUAGAGAUGGUUCAGAUGAAAGAAGGAAUGAGAAAGAUUCCACUGAAGGAGCGCAUGUUCCCUCAUUCAGCUCUGAACACAGUCUUGAAGUACUUCUACUUUGGAGGUGAAAGCCUGAUCACGGAAAAGACUGAAGUGAUAGACCUCCUCUCCUUGUACGAGGUGUCCGCGACACUCGGCAUUCUCCCGUUGCAAGAGAGGAUUGCUUUUCAGGCAGGCUACUUGCUUGGCGAGAUCCUCUCCAGUGGCACUGACAGAAUGGGAGAUUUCUACAUCGUCAUCGAGGUCAUCAUUGCCGAGCAGGACGACUUGUGGGUUUUCAUGCACGAGGAGAUGCAGCGAGCACUUAGCCCCUAUCUCCUCAAGCUUCUUCCACAGGACACCUUCGUGGACCUCAUCAAACAGAACCCGGCAUUCUGUUUGGAGAUUCUUUCCACCGCUGUUGAUCGCAUCGAGAUACUCGAAGACGCUACAAAGGAGGUGACUAGUGUGAAGGGCGCGAGUGACGUCGGCACUCAAGCUGUGAUCGAACAUGGCAGUGGUAUUCCGAGACCUUAUGUCGAAGCAGGAACACAAGCAGACAUUCCGCUGCCGCACACCCCGAAAACCAUCCCUUCGGCCACAGGUGACGAUGACCAGCACCCAUGCUCCGACGAUGAGACGAUUCCUCGGCCCAGAAAGCGCGUAUCCAUGUCUAUCCCUGGACCGGCGAACAAGUCUAGAACGGCGGAGAAUCCCAAUCCCACCUCCAAAGAUGCCAGAGUGAGCCACAUUCCGCAAGACUUCAAGUUCGACUUUCAGGCAAAGAGCUCCGAGGUCAAGAGUAUCUCAACAGGUAUCAACCAGAGCCAGGUAUGCAGUCUUUCGGCGACGCCGAAAGUGGUCACUGGAAACGGGGCUGUUCCGAAUGUUCGCCCUCAAUCAUCAUCAUCAUCACAUGCAUCUACUCACUGGGAGUCUUGCAGCGAGGGUGGUGAGAGAGCCGUCCCGGUCACCGAGAUGAGCAAAUCAAUCACUACGUCUGCCUCUGUCGAGCUUUCAUCGCACAUUGGUGUAGCGCCAGAGUCUCAAUCCAAAGAUGAGAAGGCACAAGUUGGCUCUGGAAACAAGAAAGACACGAUUUUGGGGAAUUUAUCGUUGAAUUUCUCUAGCCAUAUUCAGGGGGGAUGCCUACCAAUUUCGCUGCCCGAAGACUCCGGUGCCCGUCAGACCGAGCAGACUGCAGUUCCCGCCAGUUAUGAGCGGUCAAGUCGCUCAUACGCUUUGAAACGCGACAGCCUCCCUCGAGGCUUCCAGUUCUUCCAGUCCUCUAGUGGACCGCAGCCAGGGCAAUGCGAUGUCUCUACUAGCAAGGCUGCUUCUAGUCACUCUCAGGAAAAUAAGACAGCUGUUACGGGAGUCGUCGAAAGACAGCGAAGAGAAUACGUGUUGCGCGGGUCUGAAGUCACACAGACCGAGGGGAUAUCUGCUCCCGCCAUUCCGGAGCGGCCAAGUCGCCCGUACGGCUUCCAUAGCGCAGACCUACCACGGAGCUUCAAAUUCUCUGAGGGUGCCCAAGGAGAGCACUCCAAAGAGCCGAGUGUCAAAGCAUCAGGCAGUAAGACACCUAACACCAAAGCCUCCACCAGCUGCGCUCAGCAGAGUACCUCUUCGUCUUCCCACACCAGAGUGAAGCCGAGCCCUUGGAAAGCCGACAAGGCAACGGCGAAGCAAAUGAGAAAAGGACGGCUGAUAGUCGAGCCUCCUGGCCUUCUUCUCACCAUCACCACAGAAAUCUUCUCCAGCUCACGAACCAACUUCAACCUCGAAGGGGACAACUUGGAGGAAUGCUGCAAACCUUCUUGA